GGAAGAUCUGUCGUUUAUCUGUCCAUUUGCCGAAGAUCUGGAGCAGACCUACCCCGUUUCGUUCGCAAACAUGUCGUCAUUCGUCGGAUUUCUCCUCAUCGCAUCUGCCGCUGGUCUCUCGUGCCGUCCCACCUCAGCCUGGCAGCCUUAUGAGCACCUCAAGAUGCCUCUCGCUUCACCUCUGGCGGGAAUCGACCGCCCGACUCAUCGCCUGCGACGCGCGCCGUCCUUCGUCCCACCUACCAUCGCGGAGCCUGCUGCUUCCACACUGGCAGGGGGGCGGCGUGCGGCGCCUGGGUGGUUGUCGCUGAAUGAGGGGGGAUCCAUGGAUUGGUGGGUGUCGGGGCCAAUGGUGGAGGAUAUGGUUGCCAGCUACACGAGGGGGCUGGACGACGUGCCGCUGCCCCUGCAGGCGUCCAUCUUCCGGAUGAUUCCCGCACACCCUUAUGAGACGCCGACCGGACUACACGGAGACCCUGCAUGUGAGUGCAGUGCAAAUGUGGUGGGUGGGUGGGUGGGUGAGGGAUGGUUAUGGGUGGUGUGGCGUCCUUUCGUUCCCUUGUCCCUCUUUGUGUGUGUGCAGCCCAUGUUCUCGCCUCCACCUUCUUGCUGGACGCGCCUCAUGAGCCGCUGUUCGUCACGCGAAGCGACAAAGUCAUUGACGCAGGUCAGGUCAGCCAGGGGGGUAGAGUAGAAGGGGGAAAAGAACGUGGCUGCGUUGUGUGCAUGAUGUCAGACUAUGUGAUACUCCAGUCGACGUUCACCAACAGCACAGUAAGUUUGUAUGUGGACGGGACGGGCAGAGGGAUGGCAGCUCGUAGCCUACACGCACCACACACUACAUUCCACCCAACUGAUGCGUGUGCGCACUGCAGCUGUUGGGUCGUGUGGUCAUGAAGUGCCCCAAGUGGGAUGUGGCCUUCAUCAAACUCCAAGAGCCAUACUCACUCGACGUAAGUCGACGAGCCGCACAUCAGACAGGCAGGCAGGCAGGCAGGCAGUUCUUUCCUCCUUCCAUCAUUCAGGCAUACAAGCAGUAUGUGAGUGAGAAGCUGGGUGGCGUUGUCCCCGAGCCGUUCGUGGCGGAGGACGCCUCACACGAGGCCAUCGAGGGCGCACCAGUCAUGGUGAUGGGCUACAUGGCCAACCAAGGCUCCAUGCUGCCAGCUGAUGUCGAGGUGGGUGAGGGUGAGGGCAAGCUUUCGUACAGCCCAUAUACCGGCCCAGCUACCCUGCACGGCACACUCAAGGGUGAGGGGAGGUGGGAGGGGACGCAGACAGACUGAAUGCCAUGUGCCUCUCUGCAUUCUGUCACAUUUCCUCGCUCACCCGUGUGUGUACAUGUCAGAUACUCUGUGCUCCAUCGAGAAUGGCGUGAUGCUGCCGCACAAUGUCUACGUCCCUUUCGGCACGUCUGGCGGCCCCACCGUCGAGCGCAACACGGGCAGAGUGCUGGGCAUGAGCGCUGUUGCCUACCUAGGUAUGAUUCAUGUACGUGGACCGUUCGUUCCUUUGUGACUGCAUCUUUGGUUGGUGUAGAGGACGAGGAUGACGAAAUGGCCCCGUCUGAGAUGCCGACAUUUCUGUCUGUGUUCGUCUGGAAGCUCCUCAUGCUCGCCCGGGUGUACGCCGACAACCAGAAGGAGGAAUUCACUACAAUCGUAAGACAGACCACAGACAACAGACAGACAGACACCCACACCCACACCCACCCACCGAUCUUCUCGCCUUCUCUACGCAUCGAUGCGAUGCAUGGAUGCCUCCCCAUCCAUGCAGGUCGGUAUUCCUCGUCUGGAGAAGGAUUGGUCCAAGAAUGAGACCGAGAUGUGUUUCUCAGAGGGCCUUAUGAAGGCCGGCUUGGCGUCUGCAAGCUACGAAGAGAUGGCGCCUCUCGACGUCGAGAUUCAGCAGCUUCGAGAGGCUUUCACGGACGCGGUGCUGCGGAAGCACUGGGACGUGCUGUCGGUGGCGUUUGGGAUGGAGAACAUCAAGAAGGAGGACAUCGACGAGAUGCCUGCGCCCAUCUUCUUCGUACGCUUGAGCAAGACCAAAAUGAUCCUUCAGUCACCGAUCCGCCCACCAAAUAAAUGUGUGCGUGUGUGUGUCCCCCUGUGCACUGCAGCAAGUGCUGCACGACCUGAUGUAUCUGUGGGUGAACCCACACAUACAUCAGGUCCCUGCCAGAAGAGACUGGGUACACAGCAGGCAGCCGCUGAUUUGAUUAGCACUGAGUGAGUAUCGAUCGCUGCCUUCCUUGUGUGUGUGUGGCCAUACAUACAUACAUACAUACAUAAAUCUGCAGGUCGAUCGUCAUCGGUAUCUGUUUCCUACUGUGUCCGAGCUGCUGGGUCGCAACGCGACGGCCUUGGGCAUGAUGGGCAUUGACUAUUUCUUGGCGUCUGUCCAGGCCUACAAUGCCAAUGCCUUGAACGAGAUGGGCCAGAUGGUCACUCAGUCUAUGCAUGCGUCUGUCCUGGCCCAAAAAGGUAAGGUAUACCUAGGGGGUCCUGUCGUAUGUGUGUGUGCACACGCUAAGCUACAGGCAGGCAGGCCAUUCGUUCAGCUACCAACGUAUCCCUUGUGUGCCCACCUCUCCCUUCUUUCAUUCAUUCAGACACUGAUGAAAGCAUUGGCGCGCAGCCGGAGGGCUGAUUUGAUUUGUCGGGUCGGCAGGUGCUGAGCGGCCGAAGGAUCUAUUCACACAUUUUUUUAUUGUGUGACAUGAGACAGAGGGUGCGACUGCAUUUAGGAAGGUUCUCCAGGGUCCUAUGCGUCUGUCUGUCUAUCGCACUCUGUCUAGUCGUGUCGACGGGAUGAGGGUUUAGUCAGGUCGGCCGUGAGUGUGCCGUGCCGUCAGGUCGGAUGGAUCACAUAAUUAGUGGCACGGCGGGCGGCAGACAGCAGAGGGACGCGACGCGACACGGCCGUCACACACAUCAUGUGGCCGUCGUAUUUGUUACUUACAUGCUCAGAUUGACUGCAUGGCAUGUGUGUGCUGCGCUGCGCUCAGAAGGAGAGAGGCGAACUCCUGACUGACUGACGCGGGCUGGUUGGCUGUGUGGUGACGGUGUGUGGGUGUGGGCAUGUUGGGCUGCAUGAUACAUAAGACAACCAACAGGUUUUUGUCGUACAGGUAAGGUAGAACAGGCUGUUUGGCUGGAGGGAUGGCUGGCGUGGAACGGCCAUGGGUGUCUGUGGUGAGUGGUAGACAUGACAGCGCCGCGUGUGUGUGCGAAUGAAAUUCUUCCACGUGUGUGUGGUGCGCUGGUGAGUGCGACGCGGGAAGGACACACACACUUGACGACACAUCGCAGGAGCGAAUCAACGCACCAGGUCCAUCCAAUGCACGCAGCGAUAGACAAGUGGACGCCCUUCUGUGUGCCUCGUGUGCCUUGCUUGCUGACCUCCAUGGUGACGUCCAGCCAUCUGUCUUGACUAGAGUAGUGCAUGAUGCACUCGGACCAGCCUGUGCGGUAACGUACUUCAACCCAG
Vitrella brassicaformis is the source of this 3492-nucleotide messenger RNA. Lineage: Eukaryota; Vitrellaceae. The record is from the annotation of a GenBank genome assembly.